GGAAACGAAAGGGAAAGAUCAUUAUUCGAUAUUAGCCUUGAAACGCACAAGUCAAGAUGGCCUUCACCGACGUGAUUCUCGCCCCGUACGCUACUGCCAAAGAUGUCGCGCAGAGUAUGAACCCCGUGAUGCUGGCCGCGCUUGUCGCCAUCGUCGUGGUCGUCAACGUGGUCGCGGCGAAGUCUUGGCAGGCACACCGCAGCCGUCUCGAGUACAGCCCCUUGCUGUAGACGCUUAAAUUCCCAGAUUCGACGCCCAGGACAAGCAGCGCGCGACCAGAGACAGAACAGGUGCUGGGGCGGGCGUAAUUUUCUAAUGCAGAAAACCGAAAUGGCUGUAGCGAAAUAAAAGGCGCAUACUUCGCUCUGCUGUAACCAACGUCGAACGUUUACUUCAUUGACAGUUUGACUUGUUCACUCAAGCUUUUUCUUU
Phytophthora infestans T30-4 is the source of this 432-nucleotide messenger RNA. RefSeq lists its product as uncharacterized. NCBI's taxonomy places the organism in Eukaryota, Oomycota, Peronosporomycetes, Peronosporales, Peronosporaceae. The transcript has a single exon. The coding region runs from base 57 to 230 and encodes 57 amino acids. The record is from RefSeq and is a predicted model, not a curated record.